CGACGCGGAACUCGGAAGAGCUGCUGCGCUCUCCGCUCCGGCACUCCGGCUCCGGUGGCAUUCGCCUGCGAGCCGCUGCGCCGCGCGGUCGCGUACGCUUCGUCCGACGCAUUUAAAUCGACAACACAGCGUGUGUCAACCGGUUUUCCAAUACGCGCGCCUGUCAACCCCGCCGUGAAAAGGCCUACCACAGCCGUUCGCACGCAUGAGCCGAGGAGACACCACCACCGGUCCAUCCUCUCCCUCGCACGCCGGCGACACAAAGCGAAAGGAAGAGGACGAGUUUUAUCUCAUUUCCUCUUUCUCCACUUUUUCCGAGAGAAGAGACAAUUCGUACGGUAUUUUUCGACGAUCGCCGUCGUCGUCGUCGUCGUCGUCAUUCCGUUAUCGAGAGUAACCGGCGUGACGUUGGGAAGCACAGAACGGUAUCCACUUGCCUCUGCACGGUGAAAUUAGCGCGGAAAGUGGCUGGCUGGCUGGCUGCACGCUCCGUUUCGUUUCACCAAGACGUGCAGAGAAAUUAUAGACGGGGAGAAGAACAGGAAGCGGAACACUCGCGAAGGCUCGUAGAACCGGAGGACUUCCCCUCCUCGCGUUCCACGCGACCUCUCUGUGAUAAUCCCGCGGGUUCGUUUCGUCGUCGGGGGGUCGCCUCCGAGUGAACGUCUGGAGACUCACUCCCCCGCCGGGACAGUGAGGGUUAAUAAGUGUGCUGUGACAGCUGCGGAAACAACCUCCGUGGAGAAUGGAGCCAUGGACGAGGAUCCUGCUGCUGAUCGUCCUUCUGGGCGCCGCCAGCUGUCAUAACAACUCCGUAAUUACGGACGAAGUGACGACCCUUCGAGAUUACGAUCCUCAGUUCAUGGUGGGCUGUUACUUUCCUGCGGAAUUCCAGGGCGAAUUCGUAACGCAGGUGAGCGGAGGCAUGGCGAACGAACCCAUUCAAUAUUCCACCAUUAACAUCACCUUCAACGCGAUACCGGUAUGGGGCUACUGCCACAAGAGGUUCGGCGAUAAUGUGCUGCUAAUGAGCAGGUACGACAACAAAGAUUGCAUACGGUGUUUCCGGCUGCUGCGGAGAUCGCGGAAUGUCAUUGAAAUAUUCUCGGAACCUCUCAACAGGUGUUACAUAUACAAGGCGCCCGCCGUGGCCUCUUGCGGCACACUCCACUUCAACUCCAGUUCAAUAAUGCUGUACCGAACAAAAGAAAUCGGCGGUUCACCGAUCCGGAAUGAAUACUGCCCUAUCGCUGGUCUUUAUCACUUUAAAUACAACAUCAACAACAAUUCUGCGAUCUCGUUGGAAUGCAAUUCGUACUCUUCCGAGUUCAGUAACUGUCCUGAUGGAUCGAUCUUGAAUUUAAAAUUUAAACGGUGUAACUUUGAGGCGCGCGAUCUCAUGUAUAAUUGUUUGGGCAGUUGGCCUGGACCAAAUAAUUCUAAAUAUCUUGCUCUUUGGGACAGUAACGCCAGCGAUGACAGGCCUCAAUAUAGAUGCGGGUUAUACCACGUCGAUAAUAAAAGAGGGAAAACUUAUAUGGCAUUUAGCAGCGACUCAAGCUGCACGCAGGAUUUAGAUAAUUCAACUAAUGGAUACGAAACUUUAAUUUUGAGCAAGAGUCUAAAUCAGAAAAAAGUGCCAGAUUACGUGAAGAAUCAUGUUGCUACAUUUCCCAAAUGGGCGCAGGGAUUAUGGGAGGAGUCUCUUAUAGUUAAUGGUACCAUGACUUUCACCGAUCUCAAUGGCUACAAUAGUUACACCUUUAUCACUGUGGAAUCGAAUGAGGACACUGGCCGUUAUGUGGUAUACUCCAAAGAUCAAUGCGAGCAGGCUGCUUUUGUGUGCUUAAUGAUGAGGCAACGAAGUGAAAAUGUAUUGGAAUUUACAAUAGCAGGAAUAUCACACACAGGGAUGAUUUUGAAUCCACUGGGCUAUCAAAACGAUUUGUGCGACGAUCCUAAUUUUGAUAAACCGGUGUGGAUGACUCAAGCACGUAUCGAACGUAUAGUGGAGUCGCCCUGUCCAAUAACAGGUCAAUAUACAGGCAUGAUAACAGAUUUGUCAGGAAUGUGUGCCGAAUUAAGCAGUAACUGUAACACUCGAGAAAUAAUGUAUUUUAAAGUAAGUGACUGCGAGUCUGGGGAACUAUACGAAGAGAGGACAUAUCUGUGCUUGGGACAAUGGGAGGAGAAUGGUGUGAUGUAUACGUACACUAUGAGAAACGAUACUGCUACGAAUGAAUGUUUCGUAGGUUUAAUCGUUAAUGACGAAGAGAUAUACAUCAAGGAAGCUGGCGAUCAUUGCAUGAGAAAUAUAGAUCCUAAGAAACAAGGGAUGCGUCUUUACAAAAAGGGACAAUGUUAUGGAAAUUCGCCAAGUCCUGCGCCAACCCCGAUGAGACCGAUUCCUCAUAAUCCAAUAAUGAGGAUUACGACUCCACGAUCGAGGAUAUCAGGAGCUACUAGAACGCCAGGAAAUGCAGUUUCUUCAUCAGCUCUCUGCAGAUUGACAACAUCCAUGACUUAUAUGCUCUUCGCUGCUGUAGUCAUCGCAUUUUUCAAAGCAGCUUCUUCAUACACGCUCGAAUAAUGACACCAUUUUUACAAAUUGAAUAGUGAGCUAACUGAUGCUAACUUUAGUAUAUGUAUUAGAAAAUCAAGGCUUUUUUAACGUCGAAUUAAAUUUUAUUUCUUUGAUCGAAACGAAAUUUUAUCCGAAUCGAAUCAAAUAGAAUUGAAUUAAAUCAAAUCAAAUUAUUGAAACACAAUCUUUAAUUAACAACAUAAUUAUUACCGUUGAAUUUUAAGCCAUAGAUAACAACAAUAAAAAAACGUUAGCUAUGUAAGAAACACAGGUAUUAAUUAUACGAUAUUAUUAAUAUAUUUUAUAAAAUCAAUUUAAAUGUGAUUUUAUAAAAUUGUCAAUAUAUGUAAUUCGUAUUCAAGUCUCUUAGAUUCAAAAUUGUCGAAUAGUUCAGAUUCGAAUUGUAGAGAUUGAAAUUUUAACUAGAUUUGAUUUAAUUCGUAUUCGAAUAAUUUAUAUAUCUUUAGUACACACAUUACCGCAUUUUUAUUCUUGUCUUACAGACAAUCGUAAAUAAGUCAGUUAUUUAUUGCGAAGGUCGAUCUGAAACAAUUUUGUAGAGAAUGUAACAGAUUAUCAUAUUUUUCCUUCUCGCGCAUUAUUCUGUCGUGCCGCGUUUUGAGAGAUUUUUUUUUCUUUUUAAACAAAUAUAAAAUCAAAAACUUUUAUUUACUCCAUCGAAUUGACGAAUGUAUAGGAAUUUAAAAAAAAAAGAAAAUUUUAAGGCUGCAGAUAUUUUUUAUCGAUAUUUAAGACUUGAUGUGACGUGGUAUAUACAAUGUAUUAGAAAUGUGCGAAUCAAGGUUUUUUGACACCAAUUCGAAUCGAAUCAAAUUAUAUUUAAAUCGAAUCGUUAAAACAUAACUUUUACUUUAAUUACUAAUAUAAUUAUUAUUAAGUCGAAUUUUAAUAUAUAGAUAAUAAAAAGAUUUUCUAUGAAAAAUAAUAGUGAUGAUACAAAAUUAUUUUAAAUAUGAUUUUAUAAGAUUGUCAAUAUGUGAAUCGUAUCUCUUAGAUUCGAAUUUUCGAAUAAUUUGAAUUUAAAUAAUCGAAAUUCAAAUUCGAACUAAAUCGACAAAAUUUUACUCGAAUCGUUAAAACAUUUAAUAAUAACACAAUUAUUAUUAGGUAGAAUAUUAUUAGAUACUAACAAGAUUUCUAUAUAAGAAAAAUAAUAUUAAUUAUAUGAUAUAAAAUCAUUUUAAAUAUGAUUUUAUCAGAUUGUUAAUACAUAUGAUUCUUAUUAGAACCUUUUAGAUUAAAAAUUUUCGAAAUAGUUCGGAUUUGACUUGGAAAUUCAAAUAGAAUUUUUAUCUGAUUCGAUUCGUAUUCGAAUGAUUUGCACAUCUCUACAAUAUAUAGAACUCUAAUCAUAUUAUGAACUCUUCACCGACGAAGUUGUGAUUAAUUCAUAUUGCGAAUUAUUACUAUUUAUUUAAGUUUUCAAUAGAAAGGCUACAAGUUAGGUUUCAAUAAUCGUGUUUGGGCACUGCCUUGUAAGAUAUAGAUAUUUCGCUGCGACUGUCCACGAAAGUCCAAAGAGUCGUUGUCUACGUACAGACAAAUGAUAAGUUUUUAACAAAACAAACAUCACACAAACAUAUAGAAAGGUGACAUAGAAAUAUAAAAGGGAUUGAUGGUAAUUUUUCAUGAUUUUGUGAUAAUAAAUUCAAUUUACAAUUUUGAACAUCGCGAAGAUAAAAUGUUACACUUUAUUGACUAUCAAAUUUCUUUUUAAUUACGUAAAACCUGAUAUCCCUUAUAUGUACUAUUUAGAAUAGUCAAAACAGUGAUAUCUUCUAUAAUACAAGUAAAAUGUCCCUUAAAUAUCCGUAGAGCAGAAAACGCGCCAUAAUUAAAUAACUUGACAUAGAAAGAUAAAAGAAUUAAACAGUUGCAUAAGACUGACAAAGCUACUAUUUUAAUACGCUAUGACUCAGUCCUUUCUUCUCCAUUAGAGAUAAAUAAUUUUAGCAAAUGUACAUUCUUAUUCAAUAUGAAGGAAAAUAUAUUUUCACGAACAAUACAUAUCAAUAUAAAAAUAAUAUAGAAAAAAUUAAAAACUCUGUAAAAAGUUUACUGAGAAAAGUUAGUAACAUGGAUGAAAGUUGCUUUGGCUUACAGACUUGAAAUGUAAUUUAGCAUUUCGAUAUUUACGUAUAUCGAAAAGAAAACUCGUAUAAUAGUAAAUAUAAAGUAAAUAAUGUUCAAAUAAAGAUUUAAUAAAAAUGCAAUAACAAAGAAAAAAAACCAGCUGGUACAAAAAAACAAUUUCACAAAAAAAUACUUUUUAUUGUAGCAUGGUUUAAACACAGAUGAAAUUUAAUAUCAUACAAAAAGUUUUACAUAAAAUUUCAUAUAAAAUUUUUCACAGUCAUAUAAAAAGUUGAUAUGAAAUUUACAUCUGUGUUAUACAUGGUUCUCUAACCAUUCUAACUUGUUCUCGCAUUUAGACUCAUACGAAAAAUGAAAAAUUAUAUAUGUAUAUACAUAUGUAAACUUGUCUAUUAUUUAUUAGUGUAUAAUAUUAAUAGUGAGGCAGAUUUAACGAAAUAUAUAUUUACGAAACUCGUAACUAAAUAUGAUUUGUACAGAAAAUUGUAGCUAGUAAUUUUAACAUUUUAUCUCUUAUCAAGUAUCGCUAAGUUUGGUUUUAU
Solenopsis invicta (red fire ant) is the source of this 5241-nucleotide messenger RNA. RefSeq lists its product as uncharacterized. The transcript has 13 exons. Lineage: Eukaryota; Metazoa; Arthropoda; Insecta; Hymenoptera; Formicidae. The coding region runs from base 746 to 2590 and encodes 614 amino acids. The record is from RefSeq and is a predicted model, not a curated record.